Molecule: messenger RNA, 205 nt
Organism: Cetraspora pellucida
Lineage: Eukaryota; Fungi; Glomeromycota; Glomeromycetes; Diversisporales; Gigasporaceae
Source: the annotation of a GenBank genome assembly
AUGAUUAUUAGAUACAAUAAGAUAAAGAAUAGAAUUGAAGAAAAAAAUGAAAUUGAUCGAUUGAGAGACUUUCAAUUCUGGUACAUGCAAAUUACUAAUAAUGAAACUAAUAUAGAAAGAUUAAAAGAUUUUUGGUUAAAAGAAAUUGCUAAAUCUAAAUUAGAAACUGCUGAUAAAGGAAAACUUAAUGAUCUUAGAGAAGAAU